Molecule: messenger RNA, 273 nt
Organism: Rotaria sp. Silwood2
Lineage: Eukaryota; Metazoa; Rotifera; Eurotatoria; Philodinida; Philodinidae
Source: the annotation of a GenBank genome assembly
AUGGAGAUAAAAACACUUUGGAAAGACGAUGCUAAAACUAUCGGAAUAUAUUUUUCUGUUGAAUGGUAUCCUCCAUGUCGUGAUAUUACAUCAACAUUGACUCAAUGCUACAUUGAAGCACAAGCUAGUGAGCACCCAUUUCAAUUAGUUCUUGUAUCAAGUGAUGAAGAUGAACAAUCAUUUAAUAAAUAUUGUGCCCAAAUGCCCUGGUAUGCUGUUCUUUUCAAUGCAGGAGCUCCGUUUCUAGUGUAUCUUCAAUAUCCUGAUCAGUGA